AUGAACCCUUUUGAAGAUAACCCAUUUGAUUUACCAUCAAACAACAAAAUAGUAGAUGGGGCCAAUUUAAUAACUGAUCCACUUUCUAAUAAUAACAAAAAUAAUAAUAGUAAUAAUAAUAAUAAUAAUAAUAAUAAUAAUAAUAAUAAUAAUAAUAAUAAUAAUAAUAAUAAUAAUAAUAAUAAUAAUAAUAGAAAAUCACUACCUGUAACUCCUUUAACAAAUAACAAUAAUAAUAAUAAUUUUUCAAGUGAUGAUAACCCAUUUUUAACAUCAAACGAUGAUAUAUCGAAUAAGAAGUUACCUCCAAUACCUAUUAGUAAUAAUACAAAACAACAUUUAGUAGGUGAAGAUGACUAUUUAAACCCAUUUUUAUCAAAACAAACCUCAAAUAACAAUCAACUCCAGCAACAACAACAACAACAACAACAACAACAACAACAACAACAACAACAACAACAACAACAACAACAACAACAACAAACACUUAAAAAUGAAGAUGAAUUAAAUCCAUUUUUAAUGCAAAACUCUAGUAUAAAUAAUAAAUCAGAAGAGGAAUUAAACCCAUUCUUAAAUACAUCCACAUCUUCUUGUAACAAUAAAGAAUCCAAUCCAAGUAAGAAUGAUGAUGAUUUGAAUCCAUUUUUACAAGAUACAAAACCAACCCCAAUAACUAAAAAACCUUUACCACCACCUCCACAACAACAACCACAACAAAAACAACAACAACAACAACAGCAACAAACACUUAAAAACUCAACAAAAGCAACGACAACAACAACAACAGCAGCAGUGACAUCUUUGGUAACUCAAAAUAAUAAUAAUAAUAAUAAUAAUAAUAAUAAUAAUAAUAAUAAUAAUAAUAAUAAUAAUAAUAAUAAUAAUAAUAAUAAUAAUAAUAAUAAUAUUGAUGCUGAUAAUUUAAUUAGAAAUGUAAAAAUUCAAAUGAAUAAAGAGUUUGAAUCUAAAGAAAAUACUUAUAGAUCUAAUAUGAUGAAAGUUAUACAAGAAAAAGAAUCAUUACAAUUAUCAUUAGAUCAAUUGAAUACAAAAUUUUUGAAAUUAUUAGAAGAGAAUGAAGAAUUAAAAAAUACAAAUAAAUUUAUAAAUAAACAUAAAAACAUUUUACAACAAUCUUCUUCAUCACAACAAGAAGAUGAAAAUCAAAAAAAUCAAUGUAAUAAUAAUAAUAAUAAUAAUAAUAAUAAUAAUAAUAAUAAUAAUAAUAAUAAUAAUUCAAAUAAUUCAAAUAAUUCAGAACAAUUAUCAAGUUUUAAAUCAUUUAAUUUAAAUCAAGAGUUAAGGAAAUUAACAAAUUAUAAAACUAUAAAGGAAAAAAAAGAAAUACUUAGACAAUCAGUAAUAUCAAUGGAUAUGGAUGCAAGUUUAAUGGUUAUGCAUUAUUUAUACAAUAGUUUAAAUACAAGAUUAUUCUUUGAGGUUAUAAAUUCAAUUAGUGAUAGUAAUAAAUUUGGUUUAUAUGAUAUGUUUUUAGGUUAUUUAAGAAGAAUUGGUAAAUUUAAUGAUGUAAUAACUUUACAAAAACAAAAUAAUCAAAGAAAUGAAGAAAUCUAUAUUAAUCUAUAUAUGGCAAUUCAAGAAAAAGAUUUAAAUAGAAAAGUAAUAUUAUUAAAUCAAUGGUGUGUAAAUUUUGGUAAACAACAACAACAACAACAACAACAACAAACUGGUAAUAGUAUUAAUAAUAAUAAUUUAGAUAUUUAUUUAAAACAAGUUGAAACUUAUUUAUCAGUAUUAGAUAGACAAAUUAAAAUUGAACAAUUUGAUAGUGAAUUAGCUUUAAAGGGUGAUCCAAUAUUUCAAAGAGUACCAAGACCAACUACAUUAAUUGGUAAAUCAGUUAGUGAUACAAUUUAUUAUUGUUUAGUUUAUCAUCCAAGUGCACCAAAAGAUAAAUUAUCGUCACCAAUAAGUUAUAAAGAGAAUUAUAAAGUUUCAAAUAAAAUCUAUCUUUACAAUCAACUCACUAGUAGAUCAAGAUUACAAGAUUGGCAAUACAUUAAUAGUAUACUACCAAAGAAGAAAGGCAUUUUUACAAAAUCAUUUGUAUCUGAUAUACCAAUUGAAGCAUUCGUUGAAAUCUUAACAAUAAAUAUGGCGCCAUUGGAUCUCAUUGAACAAUGCGCACGUAUGAUUCAAGAUGAUCAACGUCGUUAUGAAUGUUCAAUCCAAUAUAACAUCUAUCAAGUAGCUUUAGAAUCUUUAAUCUCAAUGAGACAAUUAAAGAAAGUUCAACAAUUUAGAAUUAAAAUUCAACAAAAUUUAGGUAUUAACCAUCCAAUAAUUCAAUCUUUAGAUGAAUCUUUAUCAAAUUCAAAAAUAAAAUGGAAAUAA
Molecule: messenger RNA, 2355 nt
Organism: Dictyostelium discoideum AX4
Lineage: Eukaryota; Evosea; Eumycetozoa; Dictyosteliales; Dictyosteliaceae
Exons: 1
Coding region: 1-2355 (784 amino acids)
Cellular component (GO): late endosome; cytoplasmic vesicle; early endosome
Source: RefSeq, a predicted model, not a curated record